Cynocephalus volans (Philippine flying lemur) is the source of this 5043-nucleotide messenger RNA. RefSeq names its product ADAMTS like 3 (gene ADAMTSL3). The record is from RefSeq and is a predicted model, not a curated record. The transcript is spliced from 29 exons. Gene Ontology annotation, biological process: extracellular matrix organization. Bases 28 to 5043 code for a protein of 1671 amino acids. Gene Ontology annotation, cellular component: extracellular matrix. NCBI's taxonomy places the organism in Eukaryota, Metazoa, Chordata, Mammalia, Dermoptera, Cynocephalidae.
AAGAGCCCCUGGUGGCUGUUGAUACGGAUGGUCUUCAUGCACUCUACCUUUCUACAGACCACAGCAGAGAAGUCUCCGGGAGCCUAUUUCCUGCCCGAGUUUGCACUUUCUCCUCAGGGAAGUUUUCUAGAAGAUACAACAGGGGAGCAGUUUCUCACUUAUCGCUAUGACGACCAGACCUCAAGAAACACUCAUUCAGAUGAAGAGGAAGAUGGCAACUGGGAUGCCUGGGGUGACUGGAGUGACUGCUCCCGGACCUGCGGGGGAGGAGCAUCCUAUUCUCUGCGGAGAUGCUUGACUGGGAGGAAUUGCGAAGGGCAGAAUAUUCGAUACAAGACAUGCAGCAAUCAUGACUGCCCUCCGGACGCGGAAGACUUCAGAGCCCAGCAGUGCUCAGCCUACAAUGAUGUCCAGUAUCAGGGACAUUAUUAUGAAUGGCUUCCACAGUAUAAUGAUUCUGCUGCUCCCUGCGCACUCAAGUGUCACGCGCGGGGACAAAACUUGGUAGUGGAGCUGGCACCCAAGGUGCUGGAUGGAACCCGUUGCAAUGCUGACUCCCUAGACAUGUGUAUCAGUGGCAUCUGCCAGGCUGUGGGCUGCGAUCGGCAACUGGGAAGCAACGCUAAGGUGGACAGCUGUGGAAUCUGUGCUGGCAAUGGCUCCACCUGCAGGCUCGUACGGGGACAGUUGAAGUCAAACGUUUCUCCUGAAAAAAGAGAAGAAAAUGUAAUUGCUGUUCCUUUGGGAAGUCGAAGUGUGAGAGUUACAGUGAAAGGACCUGCCCAUCUCUUUAUUGAAUCAAAAACACUUCAAGGAACCAAAGGAGAACACAGCUUUAACAGCUCUGGAGUCUUUGUUGUAGAAAACACAACAGUUGAAUUUCAGAGGGUCUCAGACAGGAAAACCUUUAAGAUUCCAGGACCUCUGAUGGCUGAUUUCAUCUUCAAGACCAGGUACACUGUGGCCAAAGACAGCAUGGCCCAGUUCUUCUUUUACCAGCCCAUCAGUCAUCAGUGGAGACAAACCGAUUUCUUUCCCUGCACUGUGACAUGUGGAGGAGGUUAUCAGCUCAAUUCUGCUGAAUGUGUGGAUAUCCGCUUGAAGAGGGUUGUUCCUGACCAUUAUUGCCAUUACUAUCCUGAAAAUGUAAAACCAAAACCAAAACUGAAGGAAUGCAGCAUGGAUCCUUGCCCAUCGAGUGAUGGAUUUAAAGAGAUUAUGCCCUAUGACCACUUCCAACCUCUUCCUCGCUGGGAACAUAAUCCUUGGACGUCUUGUUCGGUGUCCUGUGGAGGAGGGAUUCAGAAACGGACCUUUGUGUGUGUGGAGGAAUCCAUGCAUGGAGAGAUACUACAAGUGGAAGAAUGGAAGUGCAUGUAUGCCCCCAAACCCAAGGUUAUGCAAACUUGCAAUCUGUUCGAUUGCCCCAAGUGGAUCGCCAUGGAGUGGUCUCAGUGCACAGUGACUUGUGGCCGAGGGUUACGUUACCGGGUUGUUCUGUGUAUCAACCAUCGUGGCCAGCACGUUGGGGGUUGCAACCCACAACUGAAGUUACACAUCAAAGAGGAAUGUGUCGUUCCCAUCCCGUGUCAUAAACCGAAAGAAAAAGGUCCAGUGGAAGCUACAUUACCUUGGCUGAAACAAGCACAAGAACUAGAAGAGACCAGAAUAGCAACAGAAGAACCAACGUUCAUUCCGGAACCCUGGUCAGCCUGCAGUACCACGUGUGGGCCAGGCGUGCAGGUCCGUGAGGUGAAGUGCCGCGUGCUCCUCACGUUCACGCAGACAGAGACUGAGCUGCCCGAGGAAGAGUGCGAAGGCCCCAGGCUGCCCACUGAACGGCCUUGUCUCCUUGAAGCAUGUGACGAGAGCCCUGCCUCCCGAGAGCCUGAUGUCUCUCUCCGCGAGGACAGUGAGAUGACUUACGACUGGGAGUACGCUGGCUUCACCCCGUGCACGGCAACGUGUUUGGGAGGCCAUCAAGAAGCCAUAAUAGUGUGCUUACACGUCCAGACCAAGCAGACCGUCAAUGACAGCUUGUGUGACAUGGUCCACCGUCCUCCAGCCAUGAUCCAGGCCUGUAACACGGAACCCUGCCCGCCCAGGUGGCACAUGGGCUCUUGGGGCCCCUGCUCAGCUACCUGUGGUGUUGGAACUCAGACCCGAGAUGUGUUCUGCCUGCACCCAGAGGAAUCCCCUGCCCCUCCUGAGGAAUGCAGAGAUGAGAAGCCGCAUGCCUUACAAGCAUGCAAUCAAUUUGAUUGCCCUCCUGGCUGGCAUAUUGAAGAAUGGCAGCAGUGUUCCAGGACAUGUGGCGGGGGGACUCAGAAGCGCAGAGUCACAUGUCGGCAGCUGUUAACAGAUGGCAGCUUUUUGAAUCUCUCCGACGAAUUGUGCCAAGGACCCAAGGCAUCGUCUCAUAAGUCCUGUGCCAGAACAGACUGUCCUCCUCACCUAGCUGUAGGAGACUGGUCGAAGUGUUCUGUCAGUUGUGGUGCUGGAGUCCAGAGAAGAAAGCAGGUGUGUCAAAGGCUGACAGCCAAAGGCCGGCGCGUUCCCCUCGGUGAGAUGAUGUGCAGGGAUCUACCAGGGCUCCCUCUUGUGAGAUCUUGCCAGAUGCCUGCAUGCAGCAAAGUGAAACCAGGGAUGAAGACAAAACUUGAGCAGGGUCCUCAGAUCCUCAGUGUCCAGAGAGUCUACAUUCAGACAAGGGAAGAGAAGCGUAUUAACCUGACCAUCGGUAGCAGAGCCUAUUUGUUGCCCAACACAUCUGUGAUCAUUAAAUGCCCUGUGCGACGAUUCCAGAAAUCUCUGAUCCAGUGGGAGAAGGAUGGCCAUUGUCUGCAGAACUCCAAACGACUUGGCAUCACCAAGUCAGGCUCACUAAAGAUCCACAGUCUUGCAGCCACUGACAUUGGUGUGUACAGGUGCAUUGCAGGCUCUGCACAGGAAACAGUUGUUCUCAAGCUCAUCGGUACUGACAACCGGCUCAUCGCACGCCCAGCCCUCAGAGAGCACAUGAGGGAAUAUCCCGGGAUGGACCACAGCGAAGCCAAUAGUUUAGGAGCCACGUGGCAUAAAAUGCGACAAAUGUGGAGUAACAAAAAUGAGCUUUAUCUGGAGGAUGGCCAAAAUAAUAACCAGCCUUUCUUGAGAGCCCUGUUAGGCCACUGUAGUAAUUCUGCAGGAAACACCCACUCCUGGGAGUUUAAGAAUAAGCAGUUUGAAGCAGCAGUUAAACAGGGAGCAUAUAGCAUGGAUACAGCCCAGUUUGAGGAGCUAAUAAGAAACAUGAGUCAGCUCAUGGAAACCGGAGAAGUCAGCGAUGACCUUGCAUCCCAGGUGAUAUAUCAGCUGGUGGCUGAGUUGGCGAAGACGCAGCCAACACGCAUGCAAUGGAGGGGCAUCCAGGAAGAGGUGCCUCCCGCAGCUCAGCUCAGGGGGGAAACAGGAAGUGUGCCCCAAAACUCAAAUGGGAAAAACUCAGGCAAGCUGACAUUCAAGCCAAAGGGACCUGUUCUCAUAAGGCAAAGCCAACCCCCCUCAGUUUCAUUUAAUAAAACAAUAAAUUCAAGGAUUGGAAAUACGGUAUACAUUACAAAAAAGACGGAGGUCAUCAAUAUACUGUGUGACCUCCUCACCCUCAGUGAGGCCACAUAUACGUGGACCAAGGAUGGAGCACUGUUACAACCCUCAGUAAAAAUAAUUUUGGAUGGAACUGGGAAAAUACAGAUACGGAAUCCAACAAAGAAAGAACAAGGAAUAUAUGAAUGUUCUGUAGCUAAUCAGCACGGUUCAGAUGUGGAAAGAUCUUCUUUGCUCUACGCAGAGGCACCCGUCAUCUUGUCUAUUGAAAGAAAUAUCACCAAACCGGAGCAUAACCAUCUGUCAGUCGUGGUUGGAGGCAUUGUGGAGGCAGCCCUUCGAGCAAAUGUGACAAUCCAAUGUCCUGUAAAAGGUGUCCCUCAGCCUAAUAUAACUUGGUUGAAGAGAGGAGGAUCUCUGAGUGACAAUAUUUCCUUGCUUUUCAAUGGAUCCCUGUUGUUGCAGAAUGUUUCCCUUGAAAAUGAAGGAACCUACAUCUGCACAGCCACCAAUGCUCUUGGCAAGGCAGUGGCAGCAUCUGUACUCCACUUGCUGGAACAAAGAUGGCCAGACGGUCAAAUUGUAUUUCCCAAGGGACAUAAAAAGCGUGUUCUCCAAGCAGCCAACACUGGAACCAAUAGCAGUGACCCAACAAGAGAACCCUUGCCUCAAGAGCCUUUUUGGGAGCCUGGUAACUGGUCACAUUGUUCUGCCACCUGUGGCCACUUGGGAACUCGUGUUCAGAGACCCCAGUGUGUGAUGGUCAAUGGGCAGGAAGUGAGUGAGGCCCUUUGUGAUCACCUCCAGAAGCCGCCAGCCAGGUUUCAGCUCUGUAACAUCCAGGACUGCCCCGCGAGGUGGUUCAUGAGUGUGUGGUCAGAGUGCUCUGUGUCUUGUGGUGAAGGAUUCCACAGUCGGCAAGUAACAUGCAAGCAGAUGAAAGCCAAUGGAACUGUGCAGGUGGUGUCUCCAAGAACAUGUGCCUCUAAAGACCGGCCUCUGGGAAGAAAACCAUGUUCUCGUCAUCCAUGUGUUCAACAGGUCACUGAACCAGGAAGCCAGUGUCCUGGACGUUGCAUGGGUCGUGCCAUGAGGACGCAGCAGCAUCGCACAGCUUGUCAACACCACAACAGCUCUGACUCUGACUGUGAUGACAGAAAGAGACCCACCUUUAGGAGGAACUGCAUGUCAGGGGCCUGCGAUGUGUGCUGGCGCCCAGGCCCUUGGAGGCCCUGUACAGCAGCCUGUGGCAGGGGCUUCCAGUCUCGGAAAGUCGACUGUGUCCACACAAGAAGCUGCAAACCUGUGGCUGAGAGAUACUGUGCGCAGAAAAAGAAGCCAACUUCCUGGCGGCACUGUCUUGGGCCUUCCUGUGAUAGUACGUACCCUGUUCAGACCGCUACAAACAAAGAUGCUGCCAGUCAUGUCAAGAAGGAUAAACCUUUGGAGGGGUCAUGA